AUGGCCAGAUACCACACAAUCCAUAGACAACUGGAGGAGUCGCCGGAAGUGAAGAUGUUCGAAAAAUACAACGACUUCGCUAAGGAGAUGAGCGACAAGACUGGCGAACUUUACCCGACCACAAAACUGUACAGACUAUUCAAAAAUCUCAGAGCCGCUCUGAGCAUGGGCUUGUCCUUGCCCGAUUGGUGCAGCAAAGAAGAGCACGAGAAGCUCGAAGAUCUCGCGCAUCUGUCCUCUUUAAUCCGGACGCACACCCCGCAGAUGACCAGAAUAGUCGCGGGACCAAUGGUCCAACAAUUUCUCGAAAAUAUCGAGAAAAGUGACAAAGGACUGGAUGGUAAAGAAAUAUACCUGUACAGUGGCCACGAUGUCAACAUAGCGCAGUUUUGCAACGCGCACAAGAUUCCCGAUUACGGCACUGCUCUAAUCAUCGAGAAGCUCAGGGGACCGGAUAGUCAAGUUUACGCGAGAUACAAGUCACUCGUCGCAUCGAUUCUGCCGGAUGAAGAGUCCAGAUCGUGCUUCCCUACUUAUCAAACUCAAAGUCUUGUUGAUACUUGUUUAUCGAUAAGUAAUAAAUAG
This is a messenger RNA of Nasonia vitripennis (jewel wasp), 585 nucleotides long. RefSeq names its product venom acid phosphatase Acph-1-like. The transcript is spliced from 4 exons. The record is from RefSeq and is a predicted model, not a curated record. Gene Ontology annotation, molecular function: phosphatase activity. The coding region runs from base 1 to 585 and encodes 194 amino acids. Gene Ontology annotation, biological process: dephosphorylation. Lineage: Eukaryota; Metazoa; Arthropoda; Insecta; Hymenoptera; Pteromalidae.